This is a messenger RNA of Rotaria sp. Silwood2, 1317 nucleotides long. The record is from the annotation of a GenBank genome assembly. Lineage: Eukaryota; Metazoa; Rotifera; Eurotatoria; Philodinida; Philodinidae.
AUGACAGGUAUUUAUUCUUUUCCAGAACAACGUUAUUUUUGGUCGAGCAAUACACGUGUUGAAUCUAUAUCUUCAGUCAUGAGUCGAGAUCGAUUUCUUGAAUUAAAGAAAUAUUUACAUGUUACUGAUAAUUCAAUUCAACAAAAUCGAACGGAUGCAAAUUUUGAUAAAGCACAUAAAGUUCGUCCAUUGUUGAAUAUUGUAAAAGAAAAUUUUAGGAUAAUUCCAAAGGAAGAAAAAUUAAGUGUUGAUGAACAAAUCAUACCAUUUAAAGGUAGAAGUAUAAUGAAGCAACAUAUGCCGAAGAAACCCAAUCGUUGGGGGUAUAAGAUGUUUCUUUUAGCUGGUGGCAAAAGUGGUAUAUGCUACGAUUUUAUUUUCUAUACAGGCAAAGGCAAUCAACAACAGCAUGGCUUUUGUACAGAUAUUGUACUGGAUGUUUGCGAAACUGUACCACGUUUUGCUAAUCAUAAAGUAUAUUUUGAUAAUUAUUUUACAACAAUUCGUCUACAAGUAGAGUUGAAGAAGUUAGGAAUUUUUGCAAUUGGUACGAUAAGGCCAAAUCGAUUAAUUGAUUUAAACAUUAAAAAUGCAAAAGAUUUAUCAAGAGAAGGUAGGGGAGCGAUGGAUCAUCGCGUCACAGAAGUUGAAGGAGUGGAAUUAUGCGUGACACGAUGGUAUGAUAACAAUGCUGUGAAUUGUCUUUCUACAUUGUAUGGUUGUGAACCGACUGACUCGGUGCAACGAUGGUCAUCGAAACAAAAAAACCAUAUACAAAUAAGACGACCACAGGUCAUAAAAGCUUAUAAUGAACAUAUGGGAGGAGUCGAUUUAAUCGACAUGUUGAUUUCUUUGUAUCGAAUAAACGUUGGUUCAAAAAAAUAUUAUAUAAAAAUUGUCUUUCAUCUUAUUGAUUUGUCAGUUGUCAAUGCAUGGCUGUUGUACCGACGCCACUGUUUGCAACUAAAUCUUCCAAAAAAGGACAUAAUGUCUUUAUUGACUUUUCGUAUAAAUAUUGCCACAGCUUUACUUAAAUCUAAUCCACCACCACCUAUCAUAAAACGUGGUCGACCAUCAUUAGAAUCAAAAUUAAAAUCAAACGAAAACAACUCAACAACAACUUUACGAACUACACCGACUUUGGCUCCACCUUCGAGUACACGAUUCGAUAAAUAUGAUCAUUGGCCUAUCACAACAUCAAAAGGUCGUUGUCGAAAUAAUACCUGUGAUGGGUAUACAAGAAUAUCAUGUUCUAAAUGCGAAGUUCGUUUAUGUUUGAACGAAAAAAAUAACUGUUUUGCAAAUUACCAUAAUUAA